Molecule: messenger RNA, 4843 nt
Organism: Aquila chrysaetos chrysaetos
Lineage: Eukaryota; Metazoa; Chordata; Aves; Accipitriformes; Accipitridae
Gene: ARHGEF10L
Product: Rho guanine nucleotide exchange factor 10 like
Exons: 30
Coding region: 271-4287 (1338 amino acids)
Biological process (GO): actin cytoskeleton organization; positive regulation of stress fiber assembly; SREBP signaling pathway
Cellular component (GO): cytosol
Molecular function (GO): protein binding; guanyl-nucleotide exchange factor activity
Source: RefSeq, a predicted model, not a curated record
GUGGUCCUCAGCUCCGUCACAUCUCCUGGUGGGGCCGGUUUAUUGUGGAUUUAUGGCUUGGUUGGCAUCGCAUCCAUAGGGAUAAAACCUGGAGCUUGCGAAAAGGGGGAGAGAAGGGAAUCGCCUGCUCCCUCACUAAUGGGAAGCAGAUUAGGUGACAUAUGAGAGCAGCCUUGGCUGCCAACCGCUUUCUGUUUCAAGGGCCAGCAAAAGAGUUCAAGGAGGAAAAAUAAGCGUCCCCAAGUCCUCCUCCCAAAUAAAUCUCUAUAAAUGUGUUUAUGGAGGCAACGGGCUUGUUGCAAAAGCGGCUGGAAGAGGAUAUUUGCGGCAGUAACCCAGGUCAAGGAGGGGAAGAAGAGGAAAGCCUUGGGGAAGGGCCCAGGCGGAGCAUCCGGACCCCCCGCACCAUGGCUUCAUCUGAACUGCCCCCCCCACCCUGCAGUAGGUGACCAUCUCGCCCUGGAGACCCCCAGCCCCCUGCCCCACGGGGAGGAGGACCUCGGCGAAGCCUUCGACUUUGACGACAGCGAGGAAGAGGAGGAGGAGGAAGAGGACUCGGCGGCCGAGCCGAGCGGCGAAGCUGUCCUCCGGGCACCCCCUCGCAGACGGCGUGCUGCCAGCUCUGGUGUCGACGGGCUGGUGCCGGAGACCCAGGAAGGGCUGCCAGUGGGGGUGAGCAAUGGGGAGGCUGGUGGAGACCCCCACGUCGGUGCCCAGACCUGGAAGAGGAAAAGCAGCUGCCAAGGUGAGCGUUUUGAGUUCCCGGUGGUGGAGGAUGAUGUGAUCUACGAUGAUGUCCCCUGUGAAACGCUUGAUGCCGAGCAGGACGGCCCGGGGACAGAGCGCAGCCUGAUCUACGAGGAGGUGCAGCGCGGCGAGGGGCCGCGGACGGGCGAAGAUUUGGGCUGGAGCUCCAGCGAGUUCGAGAGCUACAGCGAGGAUUCAGGCGAGGAAACGAAGCCAGAGGCCGAGCCGGCCAAGCAGCGGGCAUCCUUCCAGCCCAAGCUUUCUCCAGACCUGAAUAGACUAAAGGAAAGAUACGCCAGGACUAAGAGGGACAUCCUGGCUUUAAGAGUUGGGGGGAGAGACAUGCAGGAGCUGAAGCAGAAGUACGAUUGGAAGAUGACCCAACUGAUGAAAGCGGCCAAAAGCGGCACCAAGGACGGUUUGGAGAAGACCAAGAUCGCGGUGAUGAGGAAGGUGACCUUCCUGCACCGGAAAGAAGCACCAGGGGAUGGGGAGCGGAGGAGGAGGGCGGCGGAGGCGGAAAAGCAGCCGCCUGCCCGCUGGAGCUCGAGGGUCUCCCUGGAGCAUCACGGGGGAGGAGACUCGGAGGAGGAGGACACGGGUUUCCUGGAGGUCACCGUCUCCGACAUGAAGCACCCGCCACCGGAGCUGGGCCCCAUGCCCGAGGGGCUGAGCCCGCAGCAGGUGGUACGGCGGCACAUCCUGGGCUCCAUCGUGCAGAGUGAGCGGAGCUACGUGGACUCCCUGAAACGCAUCCUGCAGGAUUACAGGAACCCGCUGAUGGAGAUGGAGCCGAAGGUGCUGAGCGCUAGGAAGUGCCAGGUGGUGUUUUUUCGCCUGAAGGAGAUCCUGCAGUGCCACUCCAUGUUCCAGAUCGCCCUCGCCUCCCGCGUGGCCGAGUGGGACUCGGCGGAGAAGAUCGGGGAUCUUUUCGUGGCCUCGUUCUCCAAGUCCAUGGUCCUGGACGUCUACAGCGACUACGUCAACAACUUCACCACUGCCAUGUCCCUUAUCAAGAAGGCUUGUCUCACCAAACCUGCCUUCCUUGACUUCCUCAAGAAGAGGCAGAUGGCCAGCGCCGACCGGGUCACGCUCUACGGGCUGAUGGUGAAACCCAUCCAGAGGUUCCCCCAGUUCAUCCUGCUCCUGCAGGACAUGCUGAAAAACACCCCAAAGGGCCACGCGGACCGCCUGUCCCUCCAGCUGGCCCUCACUGAGCUGGAGACGUUGGCAGAGAAGCUCAACGAGCAGAAGCGCUUGGCUGACCAAGUUGCCGAAAUCCAGCAGCUCAGCAAGAGCAUCAGCGACCGCAGCAGCCUCAACAAGCUGCUGAGCUCAGGGCAGCGGCAGCUCCUGCUCUGUGAGACGUUGACGGAGACGGUGUACGGCGACCGGGGGCAGCUCAUCAAGUCGAAGGAGCGGAAGGUUUUCCUGCUCAACGACAUGCUGGUGUGCGCCAACAUCAACUUCAAGCCAGUGAACCCAGGAGGCCAGCUGGAAAUCAGCAGCCUGGUGCCCCUCGGUCCCAAAUAUGUGCUGAAGUGGAGCACGGCCCUCCCGCAGGUGCAGGUGGUGGAGGUGGGGCAGGAGAGUGGUGCCUAUGACAAAGACAACGUCGUCAUCCACAACGCUGGUGCCAAGAAGCACGCGCCGGCUGGGCAGGCUUCGCACAAUAAAGUCUACCUGGGGCCACCACGGCUCUUCCAGGAGCUGCAGGACCUGCAGAAGGACCUGGCGGUGGUGGAGCAGAUCACCCUUCUCAUCAGCACGUUACAUGGCACCUACCAGAACCUGAACAUGACAGUGGCCCAGGACUGGUGCUUGGCCCUGCAGAGGAUGAUGAAGGUGAAGGAGGAGGAGAUCCACUCUGCCAACAAGUGCCGCCUCCGUCUCCUGCUGCCUGGGAAGCCAGACAAGUCCGGCCGCCCUAUCAGCGUCAUGGUGGUCUUCAUCACUCCAAACCCCCUGAGCAAGAUCUCCUGGGUGAACCGCCUGCACUUGGCCAAGAUAGGCCUGCGGGAGGAGAACCAGCCUGGCUGGCUCUGUCCCGACGAAGACAAGAAGAGCAAAGCUCCUUUCUGGUGCCCCAUCCUCUCCUGCCACAUGCCUGCCUUCUCCUCCAAGGCCCUUGAUCUGCAGCUCGGCGCCGCCGUGCACAACCCCGUGCAGUCCUCGCUGCUGGGCUUCUCCGCCGUCAGCACCUCGCUGCCGCAGGGCUACCUCUGGGUUGGGGGGGGCCAGGAAGGCGCAGGGGGGCAGGUGGAGAUCUUCUCCCUCAACCGCGCCGUGCCGCGGACGGUCAAGUCCUUCCCGGUGGCUUCGCCGGUGCUGUGCAUGGAGUAUAUCCCCGAGGCGGGCGAGGGGGAACCGGCGGGCACCCAGGAACCCCGAACGACCACCGAACAGCCCCCAGCAUCCCCGCAUCCCACCGUGUGCUUGGGGUUACGGGAUGGCAGCAUCGCAGUCUACGGCAGCGUGGACAUGGGGACGCAGUGCUUGUUGACCUGCAAAAGCCCAGGCAUGCAACCUGUCCUCUGCUUGAGGCACAGCCCCGAGUACCUGUUUGCAGGGUUGCAGGAUGGGACCGUGGCCGCCUACCCCAGGAGGAAUGGGGGGCUGUGGGACCCGACAGAGCAGCCCACCCGCCUGGCCGUGGGUACCGGUCCCGUGCGAGCCCUCCUGACACUGGAUGAGACCCUCUGGGCCAGCUGUGCCAACCAAGUCACCGUCCUCGAUGCCACCAGCCUCUGCGCCCAGCAAACCUUCGAGGCCCACCCGGACGCGGAGGCCAGUGUCACGCACAUGAUCAAGGCGGGCAGUGGGGUCUGGAUGGCCUUUUCCUCGGGCUCCUCCAUCCGCCUUUUCCACACUGAGACACUGGAGCACCUGCAGGAGAUCAACAUUGCCACUAGGACCACCUUCGUCCUCCCAGGUCAAAAACACGUCCGUGUCACCAGCCUCCUUAUCUGCCAGGGUUCGCUCUGGGUGGGCACUGACCAGGGCAUCAUCGUGCUGCUGCCCGUGCCCCGCUUGGAGGGCAUCCCCAAAAUCACUGGAAAAGGCAUGGUGUCCCUCAACGGGCACGGUGGCCCUGUGGAGUUUUUGGCGGUGGCGUUGAGCACCCUGGCACCUGAUGUGCUGAAGGGUGACCAGGAGGAAGACGAGGAGGGUGAGGAAGAGAAACCCCCUGAACUGGAUGGCCCCCCACCUCGGGAAAUGAGAAAAAAAGGGAUUUUAUUACAAUAUCGCCUCCGAUCCACCUCCCACCUCCCCGGGCAGCUGCUGUCGGUGCGGGAAGCGCCGAUCGGCGGCACGCCGGCACACACCGAGGAGGACGGCUCCAUCUAUGAGAUGGCCGACGACCCUGAUGUCUGGGUGCGGAGCCGACCCUGCGCCCGUGACACCCCACGCAAGGAGAUCUCCUCGGUGGCCAUCGUUUCGGGAGGUCGGGGUUACCGUAACUUUAAUGCCGAAUCGCCACGCCGGGGCAGCGAUGCCGACAGCACCCUGCUCAUCUGGCAGGUCCCAUUGAUGCUAUAGCACCCCAGGACCCCUUCCGACCCACCCGGCACCUACCUCAAAAAGCCACCCAAAAGCUGCCGGGGGUGGUCCUGCCCUGGGUGCAUCACCCUUUAUUUUAUUUUUUUUUUUAAGGAGGAAAAAAACUGAAAAAUGGGCUUUUUUUCCCCCCCAAAAAACAGCUUUGUGCAUGGGGAGAAGGGAGUUUUUAACGGCAGGAACGGCAACCUCCCUGCGGGCUUUGGAGGUGCCGGCUCUUCGGCCGAAGGUGUCUGUGUGUCUGCGUGUGAAUAUCUAUAUAUAUAUAUAAAUAUAUAUAUAUAAAUAUGAUGUAUAUUAUUACCUGUAUAAAGAAGGAAUCUGUAUAUAUUGGGGCACUUGGAGAUGCAGAAAUAGUGGUGGGAGCGCUCAGCGGGUGCCGGCUGCGCCGAAACGGGGGUUUUGCUGAAAUAGCCAUUUUUUGACUGUGAAUUGAGGAUAUUUGGUACAAAAAUCCCCUGUUUUUGGGAGCUGAGUACAUGUGGUUUCUGGAGGAAGGGAAAUUUUGGGAGCGUGGAAAUAAAUCCUAUAGUAAUCA